AUGCCCAAGGUAGAGCCUGGCACUUUAAUCAAGGUCAGCUCAGUUAUACGAGAGCGGGGUUUUGAUGCCAUUAGUGCAUGCCGCAUCAGCGUGACAACCUUUUCGGGACUGCACAUGAAGAAUCCCAUGACCCCUUGGGGUGGGUUGAUUUCAGCAGAUGCUCGGUCGCUAGCCCCUUGCACCACAUCGCCAACGUGCAGUGCUGACCAACCUACCCUCAUGCAUGCAGUGCAUAGUCCCUUACUGGUGUUUCUAGUACUACCCCCCCUUUCUCACCUCUACUCGAUAUGGCAAUAUUUACUUUCCUGGAUUCUUAUCAUCAUUCGUCGUACUAACACCCCCUUGCUCUCCUCGUCUCUACACCUUGAAUGUAUAUACCUUGUCUCUCAAUACACAAUACCAUGA
Messenger RNA from Laccaria bicolor S238N-H82, 405 nucleotides. RefSeq lists its product as uncharacterized. The transcript has 6 exons. The record is from RefSeq and is a predicted model, not a curated record. The coding region runs from base 1 to 405 and encodes 134 amino acids. NCBI's taxonomy places the organism in Eukaryota, Fungi, Basidiomycota, Agaricomycetes, Agaricales, Hydnangiaceae.